AUGGGGGAUAUUUGUUUGACGAAAGCGAUGUCGGUAGCAUUGUUUGAGCGAUCUUAUGAUAGACAGUUUGUAAUUGAUUUGGAAAACUCGUUGGUGUCAUUUAUGGAGUCUGAGCAUGUUUCGUAUCAGCUGGCUCCUAUGAACUCUUACUAUCGGCUGCUGGCACACCAAUUGGCCGAGUACCACGGUCUCAAACACGCUCUGGCGAAAAAUUACGAUACUUGUGUGGUCGUUUUCAAGGGAGAGUCGUUUUCACGAAGUCUCGAUAUACCAUUGUUGCAACAUCUUGAUCUAGGAAACGAGUUGUAUCGCCAUCGGAUACGGGAAGUGGAAGGGUCGAGGAAAUUGGGAUCUGGACCGGUCCAGACAACCCACAGCAACGCAAAUAAUGUGCGAGUUUUGGCAACUCAAAAACGCGCCAAUCAUACCGCUUCUGCUAAAAUAGACGGUCCAACAACGCCUCAAAAGUCACGCAUUGCGGCAAUCGACGAAGAAGAUGACUCUCCACAACCUCGCCAGUUUGAAACGUCCAGAUACAGUUUCGAGCAACAGGCGGAAACCCACCGUCAAAAACGGCGUUCCCACAAAAAGUCACAUUCGCUCACAACGCCCCCAAUCUAUAGCCAGCCUAUGGCCGCCCCACCGCCUCUUUUCAAUAUACCCAUCCCCUACAUGAUGUACAAUCCUUAUGCCAUGAUGUACAUCCCGCCCGAGCAUCAAUUUCCGCCUUAUUAUCAGGGCCCUAACGCACUUCAUAUGAGCCCAUAUGCCAAUUACAACUCCGCAGUAGAACCACCACGGAUCCUUGAGUCGUCCAGAAGCGAUAACAGUGUUUUCUCUGGCAGGAAAUCUGAAUCCACGACGGACAACAGCGGACAGGCCGAAAAAACGAGGUGA
This is a messenger RNA of Lachancea sp. 'fantastica', 897 nucleotides long. The record is from the annotation of a GenBank genome assembly. Lineage: Eukaryota; Fungi; Ascomycota; Saccharomycetes; Saccharomycetales; Saccharomycetaceae.